ACACCCGCCUCCUGCGCGCAGUCUCCGUCCACGGUUACCCCGGCUUCCCGCCCCUCCUUCCCGCGGCGCUCGAGGGAUCAUGGCCGAUCCUCGCGUGAGGCAGAUCAAGAUCAAAACCGGCGUGGUGAAGCGACUGGUCAAAGAAAAAAUGAUGUAUGAAAAGGAAGCAAAACAACAAGAAGAAAAGAUUGAAAAAAUGAAAGCUGAAGAUGGUGAAAAUUAUGCCAUUAAAAAGCAGUGUCUGCCUUCAGGAGAAAUAGCCAGAGGUUCAGAUUCAGAGGCGUGCCAGGCAGAGAUACUGCAAGAGUCUCGGAUGAUGAUCCCAGAUUGCCAGCGCAGGUUGAAAGCUGCAUAUACUGAUCUUACACAGUUAUUAGAGAAUGAAAAAGAUUUGGAAGAAGCUGAGGAAUAUAAGGAAGCACGUUUAGUAGUGGAGUCAGUGAAGUUAGAAGCUUAAAGUUUUUCUGUACAGGGUGUCUUUUGCAGUAAAUCUGAGAUCCAUUCCACAAUUCAUUAUUUUUGACCACAGCUGUGUGUUCAAGUAGUAUGAGAAGGUGAUUCUUUUUCUGCACUUGCGUAUAUUUUUCUUUGCUUAAUUAAUGUGUCAAAUAAAUAAAUGAGUUCAUCUAAUAAAAUGUUUCAUACUUUACAAAAUA
This is a messenger RNA of Manis javanica (Malayan pangolin), 656 nucleotides long. RefSeq names its product tubulin folding cofactor A (gene TBCA). Gene Ontology annotation, cellular component: cytosol; microtubule cytoskeleton. Lineage: Eukaryota; Metazoa; Chordata; Mammalia; Pholidota; Manidae. Gene Ontology annotation, molecular function: beta-tubulin binding. The record is from RefSeq and is a predicted model, not a curated record. Gene Ontology annotation, biological process: post-chaperonin tubulin folding pathway; tubulin complex assembly.